Microcebus murinus (gray mouse lemur) is the source of this 6604-nucleotide messenger RNA. RefSeq names its product GRIP and coiled-coil domain containing 1 (gene GCC1). The record is from RefSeq and is a predicted model, not a curated record. NCBI's taxonomy places the organism in Eukaryota, Metazoa, Chordata, Mammalia, Primates, Cheirogaleidae. Gene Ontology annotation, cellular component: Golgi apparatus.
UGGGUCAGGCCUGGGGCCGCGGCACCGGCAGCCCGAGCGGGGCUGAGGAAAGGCUUCGUCGCUGCACAGCGGCCCCCGCCCCCAGCGGCCGGCCUCGGGCUCUAGUUCGUUGCGUCCAGCCCACUGCGGGCUACGGCUUAGCCCUUGGGAACUAGCAGCACCGAGUCUGUGCGCCACCCUCCUCACGGGAGUGGAAGCUGCGUGCAGGGGUCUUAGUCCUUUUGCCCUUUCGGCUUCCACCGAGGGCUUUUCGCGAAUAGGUGGUCGCGUGAGUGAGUGUGCCGGAGGUAGGGGCAGAGGAUGCCCGAGAAGUCUCUGCUAGCUUUCAUGGAUCCUUAAAACGUCUACCUCAUAGAGCCCCAUCAGCAGAACCAGUGGAAGAUCCCCAGCCUUGGGCGAGUGUCACAGACCCAUUCCCGGACUACUGGAGAACUCCGCCUUCCCUCGAUCGCCCUGUGGACGCCGUCUUUCAGUGCAGGCGCAGGCUGCCUUUCUGAGCUCCAUUUUCACUUUGCUACAGGCUUGCGGACCCGGAUUAUUAAUGCGCACCUAUUCAAUUUUUGAGGAUUUUUUGAGUCUCGCCUCUCUAGAGCCAAAGAGCUUCACAUGUAAUUUCCCCCUUCACUUUAGCAUCUAGAAGAAUAGUAAAAUAGGAAUUAAAUUUCUCCUAUAGUGGGGACGAGCUCAAUGCCAGGCAUCUAACGAAUAUGCUUAACAGGUGCCUGUGGCGUUGAACUGGAUUGACAGGUUGCUCAGUGGAGCAAGGGCAGGCGUUUUCCAUUCCGGAUUCCAACUGGGUUCCAGGAUCCAUGGCUUUUGGGUUAGAGGUGAAGCUGAGCUGAAAAUCAGAAAACUUUCACUCAUUCAUUCACUUUUUCAACAAAUAUUUAUUGACCAUGAAUAAAUGUGAAAGGACUAUUUCUGGCCUUAGUUCAAAUCUCAAUUCUGCCAUUUCUUGAGGAUUUGGCUUCAACGGUACUCACAACCCUUCCAUUAUUUUCUCAGGUAUAGAAGAAGACAAAUUUAUUCUAACUCAAGGGGUUAUGGUGAAUAUUAAGCUGAUGAAAUAAUGUAACUGCAUGUUAUGUAUAGUGCAGCUGAAUGUUAUUUGGGCCACUAAGAAACUGAGUCCGAACACACCUCUUGGGCUUGCCCCAUCCUACUUGCAAAGUCUGUAAGGAGAACAGACUUUGGGAAGUGGGUGUGAGUGAGGGCAUGAAUUUCUUUUGCUCUUCAGUCAUAGACUUGCAUUCCUAAGAAGGCUUUUACAAGGUUGAAGAGUACAUCUUAAAGGGUCCCAAUAUAAUAACAGAACCAGUGACUACCAAGUCAGGUCAAUUCUAUAUUUGGCUUUCUUAUCAAGCCUCUUUCUCUCCAUGUCUGUUGUCAUUACUUUAUUUCACUGCUUUCUCUUCCAUAUGACUGAAAGAACCUCCUUACAGGUCUUCUGUCCCUUGGUAUCUGCAUCCUGUCAUAAAAGUCUUGAUGGUGCCUCACUCUUCAGAUAAAAAUCCUUUCAGGCCUUAGUAUCACCCAAGAUCAAACCUAAAUGCCAUAAGUUGGAUCCCCACCUCUUGUGCCAUCCCCAUCUGUUGUCACGUCCUUCACAUACCCUGAGCUGCUGCUGAUUCUUAAUGAUUCCUGGGUGAGUCCCUUCUCUUAAUUGUCAUACCACUUUGAAUAUACCCAUACAUACUGGUGUGUGUGACAGCAGGACUUGUUUGAAUGUCUGGUUCCUCACUUUGUGAACUCCUUGAAGGCAAUGCCAUGUCUCUUCAUGGUGUUAUGACUUGGCACAGCACUUGGUAUUUUCAGAAUCGGACUAAUUUGGAUAGAAUUCCUAAACUUACUAGCUGUGUGACCUUGGGUAUGUUUACUUAGCUUCUCUGUGCCUCGUGCUCCCAUAUCUGUAAAAUAGUGCUGAGGAUACCCCCUGAGCAGAAUUAUUGUAAAGACUAAACAGCAAAAUUCUUGUGAGGCUCCUGGCAUAUAUAUAUCUCAUGGCUAUAGCGUGCUCUCUAUGAAUGUUUAUUGAAUCAACUCAGCGGAACUAAGGAUGGGUGCUAUUUUCCCAUAUGCCUACCAGGUGCCAAGACUCUGCUAGAAAGGGCUGCAGUUUUUGUAGUCUAAAUGGGAGUCUUAAUUAUUGCCCUUUAGGGGCAUAGGUCCUGAGCCCCAAAUAAUUGGAUGCCUCCUUCACCUGGGUGUUUGGUGAGAACGCAAUGCGACGUCGCCCUCUGCCGCUCGCUGAUCGUAGCCCGAGGUCAAACCCAGGCGCUCUCGCCAAACCAAUAUCACUGCCGCAUCCUCGAUUUAGCUCGCUCAGCUCUUCCCAAGGUGGGUCCCCUUCUGUUCGCCGCGGGGUGGGUACUCUGCAGGCCGCCUCCCACCCACAGGCCGAAGUGGCCCCACACACCUCGCGCCCGCUGACGUAGCGCUGACGUCACUUCCAGCGAACCCGGAAGCGCCGUUGUCGCUGGGUGGCUGUAGUUAGGAAGUCGUGAUGGAGCCGCGCUCGGCGUAAACCCUCGGCGGGCCGCGGGGUCUGGCCCGGGCUGCUGUGGCCCGGACGAGCGGAGAGUGCGGAGCGGCUUCAGGGCCAGCGACGGCGAGCCCUGGCGGCGUUGCCCGCCUCCCGGGUACGCCCCGGUCCCGCCUUCCGGGCCCGGGACCCAGCGGGCGCCUUCGCCAGGCUGCCCCACCGGCCUGCUUUUGGUCGCCGACAGCUGGGUAGAGCGGGUGUGCGGCCCGUGGCCGGACGGCCCCCUCCCUGUCUCUUUAAGCCCCAGCCCCCGUCUUUGCGACCCUUUCUCGGGCUACCGGAACGCUGACGUGGAGCAAUCCGCUCAGAACUCCCAUGGAGAAGUUUGGGAUGAAUUUCGGGGGCGGCCCGAGCAAGAAGGACUUGCUGGAGACGAUAGAGACGCAGAAGAAGCAGCUCUUCCAGUACCAGGCACGGCUCAAGGAUGUGGUCCGCGCCUAUAAAAGCCUGCUGAAGGAGAAAGAGGCGUUAGAGGCCAGCAUAAAGGUGCUGUCGGUGUCCCACGAGGCAGAUGUGGGCCUCGCAGGUGUCCAGUCGCCAGGCCUCCCCUUUCCUGACUCAGUGGAUGACCGGUGCUCCACUCACAGCGAGGAUAGCACUGGCACCGCCACCAGCUUGGAUACUGCGGCCAGCCUCACCAGCACCAAGGGUGAGUUUGGGCUGGAAGAUGACAGAGCUGCCCGUGGUGGACCACCACCUCCAAAGUCUGAAGAGGCCAGUGGGUCGGAGAGUGGCGUUAGCAGUAGCAGUGGGGAUGGGCCACUUGCAGGUGGGGAGGUAGACAAAAGACUGCACCAGCUGAAGACUCAGUUGGCUACUUUGACCAGCUCUUUGGCUACAGUCACCCAGGAGAAGUCCCGCAUGGAGGCUUCUUACCUGGCUGACAAGAAGAAAAUGAAACAAGACUUAGAGGAUGCCAAUAAAAAGGCAGAGGAGGAGAAGAGCCGUCUGGAGGGAGAAUUGAAGGGGCUGCAGGAGCAGAUAGCAGAAACCAAAGCCCGACUUAUCACACAGCAGCAUGAUCGGGCCCAGGAGCAGAGUGACCAUGCCUUAAUGCUUCGUGAGCUCCAGAAAUUGCUACAGGAGGAGAGGACCCAGCGCCAGGACUUGGAGCUUCGGUUAGAAGAGACUCGAGAAGCCCUGGCAGGGCGAGCAUAUGCAGCUGAACAGAUGGAAGGGUUUGAAUUGCAGACCAGGCAGCUGACCCGUGAGGUAGAGGAGCUGAAAGGUGAGCUGCAGGCAAUUCGAGAUGAGAAGAAUCAGCCAGACCCCCGGCUCCAAGACCUUCAGGAAGAAGCCUCCCGCCUUAAGAGCCAUUUCCAGACUCAGUUGCAGCAGGAAAUGAGGAAGACGGCCCUUGCAGAGGAUCAACUCCGUCAGCAAUCUCAGGUGGAAGAGCAGAGGGUAGCAGCCCUAGAGAAUCAAAUAUCUGAAGUGUCUGAGCUGCUGGGUACCUACGAGAAAGCCAAGCAGAAGGACCAGCUGGCCAUCCAGAAGCUGAAGGAGCGGAUUCUGCAGCUGGACCUGGAGAAUAAGACACUGGCUCUAGCAGCCUCCAGCCGAUCCUCUCUAGACAGCCAUGGAGACGAAUCCAGUCUUGAUGUCAAUGUUCUGAAGGAUAAGAUGGAGAAGCUGAAGAGGCUGUUGCAGGUUGCAGCCAGGAAAAGCCAGGUGACCUUGGAUGUGGAGAAGCUCUGUGACCUGGAGAUAAUGCCCAGCUCGGAGGCUGCCGAUGGGGAGAAGGCUACUGCACUGUACUACCAACAGGAGCUGAAACAGCUGAAGGAAGAGUUUGAGAGGUACAAGAUGAGGGCUCAGGUUGUCCUCAAGAGCAAGAAUUCCAAAGAUGGUAACCUGGCAAAGGAGCUGGAGGCAGCCCAGGAACAGCUUGCAGAGUUGAAGGAGAAAUAUAUCUCCUUGCGGCUGUCCUGUGAGGAGCUCGAACACCAGCACCAGCAGGAGGCUGAAGACUGGAAGCAGGAGCUGGCCCGCCUGCAGCAGCUCCACCGGCAGGAGCUAGAGCGAAGUCAGCUGGACUUCAGGGACCGCACACUGAAACUCGAGGAGGAGCUGCACAAGCAGCGGGACCGUGCCCUGGCUGUGCUUGCUGAGAAGGACUUGGAGCUGGAGCAACUGCGUUCUGUGGCCUUGUCCUCUGGGCUGCCAGGACGCAGAAGCCCUGUGGGUGGUGGGGUUCCUGGGGACCCAGCUGACACAUCUUCCCCAGAUAGCCUGACUCAAGCGCUACAACUUGCUGCAGCCAACGAGCCCACUUUCUUCCUGUACGCUGAGCAGCUGGCCCGCAAGGAGGUAGAGAUCACAUCACUGAAGAAGCAGAAGCACAGGCUGGAAGUGGAGGUGCAUCAGCUGCAGGACCGGCUGCUGGAGGAGGGUGAGCAGCAUCGAGAGGAGGUUGGAGCCCUGCAGAGCCGCAUCGAAAAGAACAUCAGGGACCAGAGCAGGGAGGGAGCCAACCUAGAGUACCUCAAAAACAUCAUCUACCGCUUCCUGACCUUACCUGACUCCCUGGGCCGCCAGCAGACUCUCACAGCCAUACUGACUAUCUUACACUUUAGUCCAGAGGAGAAACAAGUGAUAAUGCGGCUCCCAGCCAGUGGUAGCUGGUGGCCUUCUGGCAAGAGAUGAUGCCAUUUUCACUAACUCCUGAAAUUUCUGUGCCUCUUUUAUGUGGGAAGGGGCAGGCUCUGGUUUCUACUGCUUAUUCUCUUGGAUUAUCAUUUAUUACUUUACUGUGUUGAAAUUGGGAGGAGUUUUCAGUGUGGGAUGGGAUGUUCUGCCAAAUGUCAUUAAUGCUGCUUUGUGUUUGGGCCCUAUUGAUACUGAAAGUGUUAGGACAGCAUCUUCUAGAGUGUAUGUGAGGGGAAGUGGGAGAAGAGGUUAGGACUGAGAGGUGCAAAAGUUGGGAAAGUAGUACAAAUCCUUUACAAUUUUUUGUUUUAAUAUUAUGUUCCUAGCACAGAGCUAGGAGUAAAUGUGACUCCAAAGGGAGUUCAGGUAAUUUCUGAACAUGCACAAUGACCAGCUGUUUUCUCCAUCUCAUCACAAUCUGAGUCUGGUCCAUGCUGCCCCAAUUCUCUGGGGACAUAAAGCCAGGCUAAAAAGGGACCAGGAAGUUUGAAAUAGUGACAGAUUGUCUACUAGUCCAAAGGGCCAAGGAAUAGAGUUCAUUCUGGAACUGGAAAGCUUGGUCUAGUUAGGGACUAGGGACAACCUAUGUUAUCUAGACUAAACAUACCACUUGUGACCAUCCUAGUGAGGUCCCUGAGCAUCAGUUUGAUCUUAGGGAUCUUGGGUGACCUGCUUCUGGUCUGGAUAGGGUUAAAAUAGAUCUCUUGCUUAUCCCUGCCUUAACCUGUCUACCUAAGGUUGGCCUGAGAUUGUGAGUGAAUGACUUUGCUAUCUUUUCCACAAAGUUGGAACUCCAUGAAGAAAUAAGAUCUUAGCUUCUUACAGAGAAGAGUCUGAACAGUAACCUCUGAUCCUGCCUCGUUAAAAGGAGUUAGCUCAGAGAUUUGCUCCCAGCUAUUUCUGCCUUUGCAGGGACAGGAAAGAGGAGGAAGAUUUGCUGCAGAAGAUUCCAAAAGAUUCCUGUUACUCUAGCUGGAAAGUAGUGGAAGUUCAGCUGAAGCUGGGCUGGGGUACUUUUUGCCCUCUGGGUCUUUACAUAAGUAGAUCUACUCUGCUCUUUAAAGAAAGGCAGCUUGUUAUUCAGGCAGUCUGGAAAGGAGGUUCUCAAGAAACUUGGGUUCAAAUAUUAUCAGUUCCUCUGUUCUUUCUCCUAUCUGUUCUUACUGUUUAUAGAGGUUUCUGGACCCUAAAGACAAAUGCUUGGCCACUAACUGGAUUAAUAUGUAUCUUUCUGUUAUUUCAUCUUAGAGGUCUGUUUUAUGAGGCUUUGGAAUCCAGACAACUUUAAGUGUUCUGAACGAGAGGCUAGGUGACUGACCUGGAUUAUCUACAGUGAGCAGACUUAAAUGGAACAAAGAUGUGUUCAGAUGAUAAUGAUAUAAACCAUGGAAUCAUUAAACCUAAGUGACUUGA